Filobasidium floriforme is the source of this 7784-nucleotide messenger RNA. RefSeq lists its product as uncharacterized. Lineage: Eukaryota; Fungi; Basidiomycota; Tremellomycetes; Filobasidiales; Filobasidiaceae. Bases 36 to 7556 code for a protein of 2506 amino acids. Gene Ontology annotation, biological process: regulation of GTPase activity. The record is from RefSeq and is a predicted model, not a curated record. The transcript has 27 exons.
CACAAUUGUUCCUCCUUCGCACGCUUUCGUCAUGUAUGGACUCGUAUUGGCGUCAUCAUCACCAACUCGGUCUCCGCACAAGCCCUCCAGAAUUGGAUCCGAACGAGGAGGGGUUUCAGAAACCCUGGGCCAACCCGCCGGGAAUCGAAGAACCACUGGCCAAAUUCAUCCUCUCGGUCAUGAUUCUCCUCAUGCGGAUGACGACGUACGAGGUCUCCAAUGUCGUCGCCAGUUCACCGGGCUAUACGGGUCCUCCUGCUGGGUCUUACAUGACCAAGGGCGAGAGCAAUCAUCCUAGCGUUGGGAGGAGCAUCAUCCGAUAUCUGCACGCUGGUCAUGGCGGAAGCGACAUGGAUCUCGGGUUCCGAUACCGUGGACCACACGACAUGCGCAACUUGGAGUCGGGACCUUCAACAUUUGCCGGCGGCGAAACGGGUUCCAUGAUGAAGGAUAACACGUCGAUGAUCCUCUCUGAUCCGUCUUUUCAACGUGGUCACAAGCGCAACGUCUCGACCGACUCGACCGGGGCGUACAGUGUCGGCAACUCACCAGCUUCCGGGCUAUUGUACGAAAUCGCCCGAACCGUCGGCAAGGUUAUCUACUUUCUAUCUUCUGCCUCUUGGCCCGUCAUCUUUGCCAGGAUCAGGAAUCGAGUCUUGUAUCUCAGCGCGGCUGCAGAGGAGCAUCCGGACGCGAUCGAGUUGAGGUUGCUGGAUUGGUGUAAUUUGGAUCAGGCGCGAUUAGUCCUGCUUAUGAGGGAAUUCACAACGCACUUUCUUCACAUGAAGCGGUCCGCUCAGCCUGCGGUCGCUCACGCGAUCGAGUCCAUCAUCAUGAACUGGGUCGAGUCGCGGCCAUCUGAAUUUGUCAAUCUCUUGAAGACCGGGAGACGGCUGGAUGGGGGCGCCGAAGUCCUCUUUGACCAGGUCCACAAUCUUGCGACAUUACCUGAGAACACAAAGAGGCUACGCGCUUUCCGACCCGCAAAGAUGGCAUUGUUGAUUGUCUGUCCAGACAUCUUGUCCAAAGCUUUGCAUGGGGAGACGACCGGUAGUACAAUGACGAAAAAAACGACCUACCUCGAGGUCCUCAGGAAAAACUUGCGGUCGAGCGUGGUCGAAGACGCGGUCUUGCAAGCAUACAUCAAUGCCUGCCGAGCAGGAUCAGUCAUUCCCCUUUCUUUGACCGGAACGGGUCUACAAGAACUCGUCGGAGACAUCAUGAGGGAGCUCAAGGAUGGUUUAUACGGAAAUGCGCAAAUCUCGGAGCAACGGGAAGACAACCUCCUUAUCGACGGAUUUGCUGGCUUAUAUCUCGUCAAACCGCCUUUCUGCCAGAAUGCCGUGCCUGCCUUGAUCACGGACGCUUCAACUCCCAAGAUCCGCAGAGUAUUAGCGACGGCUUGCACCAUUUUGGAGAUGGAAUCGAGCUGUAAUCCGCAGCGGAAAAGCACACAGCAACUUCGCGAGAUGGUAGCACCUACGUUACGGACGUGGCUGAAGAGCUCGGCUCGAACGCUUGUCAGCGCUCAAGGGUCAUCGGAUAACACGGUUAUGCGAGGUUACAUCGGCCGCCCAGAGACGCAAUCUCACAGAGAGGCCACCGCCAUUGUGCAAAGUAUCUUGGCUCUCUACGCCAUCGAGCCUACCUGGGCGAUCGAAAAGGCGGCUCCAGUGCCACGACUUGGGAGAUCCGGGCCCAAUGGCCUAUCUGGCGACUUGUCCUAUGACCACCGGUUUGGGAUCGACGUAAACGAGGACAGUCUGCCGGCGUUGAUGGCAGUUUUGUCGUCGCUGAACCCCAAAGCGGUGUCCGACGGAUACCGGGACGGCUUGGCUUCUGCAUUAAGGGCGAUCCAGACGCAUCUCAUCGCACUCGAGUACGAUACGACCCUGAAUAUCGGCUUGAAGCGAACGAUGAACCGGAUGAAUGCUGCUCUUUUAAGAGAUGCUGCACUGCGUUGCAUAGAUAUCAUGCUCGCCUUCCCCGUCCGUUCAGGAAUACAGGUAGCUGUUUCUGACGUAAUCGCACAGGCAGAGUUAUCCCUUCGCGUGUGGAAAGAGAUUUCCUUGAUUUGCGGACCAUCGGCCAAUAUGGCCGAGGCGUUCAAUGCAUUGGCACUUGCAGACGUGACCUUGAUUGCCUACCUCAUCUCAAACGAACACGAGGAGGUAGAACGAACGCUUCGAGCCAUAGUCUACCUCGGGGAUCUGCGAAGCGAAGCGUUCCCGGAUCUGGAUAGGCUCAGCGGCAUCAUGGAACACGAUAUGAUGCUCUGGUUCCAAUUCAUGGCUGAUUUUUCGGAAGUCAUCAAACAGGAGCGAUUGAGCGAAGAGAUCCGGAGUGAACAGCAAAAGAGGAUUCGAUCGACCUUGCGGCUUCAUACAGUUCAAUGCAGUACAGCCCACGUGCUCUGGGACAUACAAUACUGCCGGUACGACCGACUGUCCAGCAACAUCAUCCAAGGGGCUUCUCCGACAGCAAUCCACAUCGGUUCCGAGGCGAUACCGGAUAGCAUGUCAUCAACCCCUUCCCAUGCCCUCUUUCAGAACUUGACCUUAUUCUUGGCCGCCUUCAGCGGGGCACCUCAAUCGCAAGACAGUCCUAAGAGUCGCUUCGGUACGGAGCUGUCGACCCUUUUGCGCAAAUGGGAAACAGCCCUGGACGCCGCCUCGCUACCAGUCUUCUUCGAGACUAUUACGGAUCUUACCGUCUCCGAUUCGCCAGUCGUCCGAUACACCAGUGUGCAGGUCGGAUCAGAGGUCGCCAUGCCAUAUCUUCGCUUGAUGAUCAUGCAGCUGAGCAAUCUGAUGCAACAUAGUAUCAGUAACGGCAUCGUUGAGCGGAAUGACGCAUUUGACAUGUUUGUUGACAAUUGUACGGCGAUCUUGAAGGGGAUACAAGAGCGACCGAGGGAACAGGCUUCGGACGCCUUGCGCAAGACGCCCGAACUACCUCGGCUAAUCUUCAUGCUCGCUCACUAUGCCGACGAAAUGUCUGGCGCGAUCGCCGACCGAUGUCGCUCGCGGAUCGUCUCGCAACUGGCUGACGGGGUCGACUGUUCCACCUUCAACAACGUCUCCAAGGCGUCCCUUCUUCUCAUCAUAGAAUCCUGGAUGGAAGCACAAGUUACAGAUGGCAUCUCGGAACAGCGCAAACCGUAUGCGUCACACGUGCGAGGCAAAUCUGCGAACGACGGCGAUCACCUCAAAGCUUUGGUCAGACUGAGCGAUAGGUGUACAUUCGAUGCCGAGUCUGUUCGAGACAGUCGAAUGACUCCGGCUCAACUCUUCGCCUCACACAUGGACUUUUUCACACGACAUGCUUUACGCGUCUCACAGGCCAACAGUGUCGAGAGCACUCUUCAGCAUGCACUGUUGAGGCAAACCAUUUCAAAUCUAAUGGUCAACAACGCGGACUUUGCCAUUCGAAUCGUCUCGCCAAAGCUUCUGCUUCCUGAAGCCGACAUCCGGACGCUCUAUAUUGCCGGGGCGGUUGAUGUGCUCGAGCACAGUAACGUCGACCUCGUCCUGAAUCCUGGCAAAACCGAGGGAGAAGAGACGAAGCCUUUCACAAAGCUUCUGCUGCAACGAGAUUUGCGACUGGUCAAAGCCCUCGUCCAGAUCUGUUCGGUCAACGAAUCGGACGUCCUGUCGAUGGCGAUCUUCAGGAUCUGGGAGCGAGAAGGAUCGCUUCUACUUCUGAUAAAGGGGAUGCUGACGGAAGAAGUGCGAAUGACGGAUUCCCAAGCGCAGCUCUUCCGAACCAAUUCGGUGACUACCAGAAUCGUCGCCUUCUACAUCAGGACCGUCGCCUUCAACUAUUUCCGGGGUCUAUUGCACCCGCUGAUGGAUCGGCUGAGGUCGUCCGAACUUGACAGUUCCCCAGCAACGAUCGGGGCGCUCUCCCAAAUGGUGAUCGACGACUUGAUCAGGACCAUGGACGUCCCGGCUCCUGUUCGUCAGGUAUUGGGAUUGGUUUCAGCUGCUGCAAUGACGAAAUUCCCCGAAGCGCGGUCUCAAGCCGUCGCCAGUUUCUUGAUCCUGCGAGUAUUAUGCCCGGCUAUCAUCUCGCCAGAACGUCUAGACCUGCAAGUGCCGGUGGAACAUCGGCGCACCCUGGUCCAGGUGUCCAAAGUGAUCAUCAACGUGGCGAACAAUCAGUUCUUCGCAAGCAAGGAGAUGCAACUUUCCAGCCUGAAUGAUCUGGUCGGCAAGAACGUCGUGCCGAUUGCUCAAGCAAUGACCGAACUUGGAUCUCAAACUCCACUGCUCAAUACACAAUCCGGUCUCGAUGAAGACGUUCAUGUAACGAGAUCGACGGACCCCCUCGCCAUCGACGCCGACGAAUCCUACCUCCGGUACUACAUGACGAGAAACGAGACUAGACUGGCGCUCGCCAAAAACCCGAACGUGGAGAACUUCAUCCCAUUGAUCGAGUUGCUGCGGAGGACUUCGGCAGCUUCUGGCAAUCGGAUCACGGCUUACGAAGAACUGAGCCGUCGCCGCGGCGUUCGUCAUGCCAAAGCCUCAUCUUGGUUCUAUGAAGGCACACCCAGUACUACAGGGUGCCGCCUUUUCUAUUUCUGUGCUGGCGAAGAAGACAUCGUUUACGAUGAGGCGUUCCUGAAGCACGUGUUGAGGUCAUUAGCUGAUGUACACACCUGGGAGUUGGUCAUCGAUCUGACCGGUUUCCAAGAUCAGCCCCCUGCCAUGUUCGUGGAACGACUGUUCGCAGUUUGUCCUACUACCGUGCUCGAGGGUCUCAAAACGGUAGCUCUCUUUCAACCGAACUUUUCGAGCUUCCCUACUCUGAAGAGCAUCUUCAUCCUCUUGACCUGUUCCGGUUUGAUAUCCGAAGCCAAAGUGGUGGCCGUCGCUUCUCCCAGUCAAUUGAUGACCCAUAUCCCUUACUCGCACCUAGACUUGCCCGCCACGUCUGUGGCUGUUUCCGAGAUCCCUGCUCAGCAUGUCUACUACGACAUCUUCUUUGAAAUCGAAGACGCUCGUCAAAUCCCCAUCUUGGGCUACUACAAGGACGGCUUUGUCGUGCUCCAGAGCCGUGUUAAACAGGAGCUGCUGGACGGCAUGACGUCUGAGUUGACCGAGGUAUAUCGAAUCGAGGAUGUCAAUGACCACGUUCUCAGCAAGAUAAGUGGACCUGGUGCGAGCCCACUGCUAAAAGUAAUCAAGGAUGCUCGGCGAAACUUUUCCAAGACUUCUCGACCGCGCCGCCGCUUCAAGGCGCAGGAACCACAACGUCUGACCACCUCGGUGGUGGUCCUCUGUGCUGCUCUGUAUUCGCUGAUAAGCUCGGAUGACGUUGAUUGCCGAGUUGCCGCUCUCGGACUGUUGAGAGCAGCGAACGAAUGCUUUGCUUUCGGGCUAAGUGCCCGCAGUCUUCGACUCGACGAUCCACCCGUUGACCACGUCCUCAGGAUCGGGAUCGAAUUGGCGAAAUACCUGCCGCACAUGAGUGUCGAGAUGGCUGAAGAGCUCAUUCGCCUGCUCAGCCAUGUACCCCCGGAGCAUCGUACCGAAUUUGUCACAUUGACGUCUGCGUGGCUCGGAUCCAGCAUAUCGAGGUCAUUGACGGAUGGUGAACUUCACGCGGAGCGUCUGAAAAUGACCCGAACACUCACGAAGGCGCUUGUCAGCUUGAUGGCACAAGAUUCUGAUGACUUUUCUUGGGUUGACCCCCUCUUCCAACAACUGGGCGACAGGAGCCAUCCAGAUGUUCAGGAGAUUGUGCUAGAGACCAUGAUCAGCCAAGCCGUCGAACUCGGUCGUAAUUACACGGCUGUGGGCAAGGUCGCUCGUGCCCUUGACAUCUGCAAUGCAGACGGCUUGACGAUUAGAUUAGCAACCACUCUUCGCAAAGAAAUCACUAGCACCAGCCAUAAUCCCGCCGCAACUUUGAACAACCACUCGAACUGGAAGAAGAUCAGCUGUCUCGUCGAGAUUCUGCGGGUCCGCCUUCUCAAGCCCUCCACACUUGCCGACAUAGCAACUGCUGUCCCGGACAUCGUCUUUACACUCCUUAUGACGGCGGGGCUAGGAGCGCCCGAAGUACGCGUCACCGUACAAGGCUUGCUCAGUGCAAUUGUCCGCGACAUGGUGGCCAUGUCGCCUCGAGACGACAACGACAAGAACAGGAAACGAUUGACCUUUUUGGCGCAAUUCCAAGGUCUCGCAUUGCUCCAGAAAUCAGACGGAACAGGUGGCAACACGAAGAAGCGCAUGGAGAUGCACAUGGAAACGUUGCAGCGGGUGAAACAGUUCUGGACAUUGGCGAUAGAGGUGCUAGAAUGGUGUGCACCCAGUCAUGACGCUCUCAACCAAUGGAUGAGCCGUCUAUCUGGACUGUUGUCCUCUACCUGUUUCCAGAGGAACGAUGCCGUUCAACACCGGGCCCUUAUCGCCUUUGGCGUUUUCUCCUCUGCCGUGUCGCCUGGCGAGAUCGAGGACGAUUUGCUGUACCAACUCAUUGUUGCUGCGCAGAACGCCAUUGCAAUAUCUGAUUCAGAAGAGAUCGUCGUCAGUCUGGUGAGAUGCCUAUCCUUGGUCGUCAAUGGCGUCUCCCGUGACAGCCCAUACGCAACCGGCGCGAACAGCUUGUGGUGGCUCGGUAUCACAUUGCUGCAAACCUCGAAGCAAUCUUUCCGAUUGGCUGCACUCGAGUUGUGUCAAGCCAUCCUCGAUCAGGCUUAUCUCCGGAAUGCCCGCAACCAGCAUCGUACUUACGAGAUGUUGUUCGAAAAGAGGACGACGGGAUAUUCUCAUCUGGACUUGGCGACUGGGGUCAACUUUGAUAACGAGACCAAUUGGGGUUUCUCCACCGUGGCUCUGCUUUAUCCUGGACUUCGGGAUGACGUCUGCAAAGACCGCACUCACAAACUGCUGAGCGACCUGCUCAAGUUGACUCUUGCGGAAAGCCCGUCGUCUCCCCUGGUCACGGGGGCAGCUUUGCCCCUCUACGUGGCGCUAUACACCGGUGCGCCCACGGAGGCCAGCCGACGAGCUCUAUGGGCGGAGACACUUCAUGUGCAUGGGAGCAAGAACAAGACGAUGCCUUCGCUUCUGUCGAUGUUGGACAUUCCCGACAACUCGACAGCUGUCCUGCUCGUUUCAUUCUUGUUCGCGAUGCUGAAAGCCUCGGAAAACAACGAGGAUGAGAGAAUGGUGCUGUCGGAAACACUGGCCGAUGCCGCGAACCAGCUACCAGAGGUCGUACUGAUGCUGUUUGGCCAUUGGCAACCGACCUUGCUCGCCCUGUUGAGCACCGAAAAUGCCCGGAUCUUGCGAGCCGUCACUAGCGUGCUCGCACUAGGUAGUCUCCGCCGAGACAUCUACCACCACCAAGAUGGCGUGAGGACCGCUUCCCGCUUGUCUGUGGACACCAAUUCCGAAGGCGGAAUGGAGGCGUUACGCGAGAUGGGCAUGAUCAGCGUCGAGAAUCUGUCGCUGUCAAGCGCAAGCUCUGAGAGGACGAUCGUCCUACGCACUUUGGCCGCGCAAGCUAUAGGCCACUUGACUACAUCUGAGCAGACUUGGUAACUUGCUCUGUAGGAGGGAUUUUCACGAACGAUAACGCUUAUAAUGACCACGAGGGACGACUGGAUUCGUCGCAUUGAUUCUGUUGUAUAUCCCGCACUCACACACGACGAAGGUUAGGGUUGGUGUUCUAUAUUUUAUAUUGCAUACUGUCAUUGCGCUGCUGCUGGCGCAUUUUCGAGCGAUCCACCUCCACGUCCCGGUUGAACGACAUUCCAUCUUGUCCCCGCG